Molecule: messenger RNA, 3295 nt
Organism: Pseudomyrmex gracilis
Lineage: Eukaryota; Metazoa; Arthropoda; Insecta; Hymenoptera; Formicidae
Product: aminopeptidase N-like
Exons: 10
Coding region: 417-3164 (915 amino acids)
Biological process (GO): proteolysis; peptide catabolic process
Cellular component (GO): cytoplasm
Molecular function (GO): metalloaminopeptidase activity; peptide binding; zinc ion binding
Source: RefSeq, a predicted model, not a curated record
UCUGAUUGAGAGAUCGAUAUAUAUCUGUGUGAUUCGAGCGACAAAUAAUAAUACAGCGGCUACGCAGUUAUUAUCACGAAAUACACACAGUCUUAACUCGGUGAUACAGAGCGCCGAGCGCGUUGCGUCACAUAACCGGUUUUCUGGUGAAAUGUAGUUUUCGGUCUUCGCACACAUUUUAAUUAAAUUGCUGAAAGUAAUAGUUUUUUUUUUUUUUGUUUCGUGCGUCGCGAUGACAUCACCGAGAUCUGAACUCGCGUAGCUCGCGCGUGCGCGUACGUUCGCAGACUGUGUCUGCGUGCGUUUAACAUUUGUCAUCUUAUUAUUAUCUCAUUACACGUAACGCGAGUAGAGAUACGCGAACACACCAUAAUACAUCGAUCGAAAUUUCGCUGAAUAUCUGCGCACACAUCGCGAUGGCUUAUCGCUUCCUGCUCGCGUUGUAUUUACUAAUUAGUAUCGUCUCUUUAAAUCGGGCGUUGCGUAACGUCGAUAGCGAUGAAAAAUUUCCGGGACCGAUUUUCGCGCGUUACCGACUGCCAAAACAAAUCGUUCCCAUGUUCUACGAUCUAUCGAUCUACACACGUCCGAUCGAGGCGGAUUACGACGGACGCGUACGAAUCGUCCUGCGGGUGCUCGAAAAAAUAGAUUUUGUUGUGUUGCACGCGUACGCGCUAGUCGUAAACAGCGCGUCGCUGUCGGACAAAUCCGGACGGUCGUUUCCGAUCUCGCGAUACAUCUACGAGGAAUACAAUCAAAUGCUCACAAUUAAAUUGGAGCGCGCGCUGGAACCGGGGGAGUACUCGUUGAAAGUAGAUUUCAAAGGACGUAUUGCGGACGACGUCUUCGGCUUUUACGCGAGUUUUUACGAAGUUGACGGAAAACUCAGACGAAUCGGCGUAACGCAAUUCUCGCCCAUUUACGCGCGCCGCGCGUUCCCCUGCAUGGACGAGCCGUAUCUGAAGGCAGAAUUCCGAGUUCGAAUUGGUCAUCACACGGAUCAAAUAGCGACGAGUAACACUCCGGUGGAAUCUAUAGUGAAAAACGGCACUUAUUGCGUGACCACAUUUCGCCGCACGCCGCGAAUGCCCACGUAUCUGGUGGGAUGGGCGGUGCACAACUUCGUUCCGGAGCAAUCGAGAAUUUCGGAGAUCUUCAAAAUGUGGACGAGAGACUCGAUGAAGUUUCGCGGAUCGACGGCCUUGAACCGCGGUCAAGCGGUUUAUUCGGCGUUGCAGACGUGGCUGUCGGUUAGAAGCCCGCUCGAGAAGAUCGAUCAGUUCGCAAUACCGGAUUUCAAUUUUAACGCGAUGGAGAAUUGGGGUCUAAUCACUUACAGAGAAUCGGUGGUGUUGCACGAGAACGAGACCACCCCCACGAGAGUGAUUCUGAACGGAUUAAUCACGAUGGCCCACGAAUACGCUCACAGUUGGUUCGGAAAUCUGGUGACUCCCGCGUUCUGGGACGUCGUCUGGCUGAAAGAGGGCUUCGCCUCGUAUUUUCAGUACUUGGGUGUCUCGUUGGCGAUGCCGGAUUUGAAGAUGAUGAAUGUGUUCGUGAUCGAUUGCCUGCAGCCGGCGCUGCUCGCUGAUUCCGACAAUCACACGCGCGUAUUGAACGGUCGGGAUGUCGGCAGUCUCAACAGCAUCGUGGCUACUCUAGAUUUUGUUUCUUACAAAAAAGGUGCAUCCGUAAUUCGUAUGGUCAGUCAUGUCGUUGGAAGCGCAGCGUUUCGAUCAGGAUUGCAAAGUUAUUUGCGUGAGAAAUCGUACGAAGCAGCCACUCCGUUCGACUUGUAUCGGCAUCUGCAGAUCGCGUUAGACAGAUCAGGAAUGCAAUUGCCCGAGAACGCACUAAUAAAAGACGUCAUAGAAUCCUGGGCGAAUCAACCAGGCUAUCCCGUAGUGACGAUAACGCGAAAUUACACGACAAAACUUCUUGUCGCCUCGCAAGAACGAUUUUAUUUGAACCGUCAAUCGUCGCAAGCAGAUUCUGAGAAAUCCGGUUGGUGGGUACCGCUGACUUUUGUCACCGAAGAAUCCCCGUUUUUCGAUGAAGUUGAUACGACGGCGUGGCUGAAGCCGCGAACCGAGAGCACGACGAUUGGUUACUUCGAACCGAAGUCCUGGGUGAUCUUCAACGUUCAGCAAGUUGGAUAUUACAGAGUCAAUUACGACGAGACGAAUUGGAAGAUGCUCAUCAGCUAUUUGAGAUCGAAAGACUUGGACAAGAUACACGUGACAAACCGCGCCGCUCUUAUAGAUGACGCUUUUAACUUGGCCAGAGCCGGUUAUGUAGAUUAUUCGAUUCCGUUCGACGUUGCGAAGUAUCUCGUCCGCGAGACAAAUUACGAACCGUGGGUCGCCGCGAUGAACAACUUCAAUUUUCUCAAUCGUAUCCUCGCGGUCUCGCCGCGAGUGCAAUGUCUUCUUCAGAAUUACGUGAGUCGUGUGCUCGAACCAAUAUACGAUCUUCUGAGUUUUACCGAAGAUCCCGCUGACAAUUCGACAACGAAAUUGCAUCGCGAGCUAAUUUUAUCAACCGCGUGCUUGGUCAACGACUCCCGCUGCGUGAGAACAUCAAGAAUUUUAUUCAAGUCGUGGAUUACCGCGUCCGAGAAAAGUAUACCGGCAAAUCUAAGAAGUUUCGUAUACUGCGUGGGUAUUCGCGAGGGUGACGAUAAUGACUGGCGCGCGCUUUGGAACAGAUUUCUACGCGCCGACUUACACACGGAGCAGGAGCUCUUGCUGAAUGCGUUCGGGUGUACUAAAAGUCCACGUUUGAUUGACAAAUAUCUCGAUGCGACCUUAAUUAACGGAAUAAAACUUCGCAAACAAUACAGGAUGACAGCGAUCAACGCUGUUCUGAACGGCAAUUUCGAAAACGUGAAUUCUGUCGUCGAUUAUAUCCGCAACAAGUUGCACACAAUUCGCACGGUAAGAGGAGAGGAUUUUGUUAAAAAAAUUCUCACUGCUGUAGGCGAUAAAAUUACAACGGCGGGUCAAUUGGACAAGUUUCGGCUAUUUGUCGACGAGAAUAUCGAAGAAUUGGGAUCGGCGUUGAACUCAGCGAGGAAAGCCAUUGCCGUUGCCGCCGCAACCGUGGCAUGGAUCAAUAAAUACUUAUCUGUGAUUGAAAACGCACUAUUCGGCAAUUAUUUAUAAUUAUAUGUGGAAAUAUUCAGAUUAGUCUUAUGUAUAAACAAUAAAUACAUACAAAAAAACAACCUUUAAUAUAAAUUUUACUAAGUUCUUUUUUGAACCAUAAAAUGUACAGAGAGAAUAAAUAGAACAAA